UAAAUGCAUGAAAAAGGCCAACCAUAAGUUCCCCCAACCAACAUUGUCUCAUAUUUCACCCUCACCGUCCCUUGUAACAUGGAAGAAGUUGAGGCCAGUCUCCCUUAAAAAGCCUCCCAAACAUUAAAACCUCACCUCUAGUCAUACCAUCAGAAACACACAAAAGCUAUAUGGUUAGUAACUUCCAUUUCUCCAUCUGUCCAAGUCUUGACAUAAUUCAGCACAAUUCACAUCAUCAUGGAGGUAGAAUCGGCGAAGUGCGACUGCUGUGGAUUGAAGGAGGACUGUACCAAGGAGUACAUAAGUGGAGUGAAGGCUGACUUCCAUGGUAAAUGGCUUUGUGGGCUUUGUGCAGAAGCUGUGAGAGAUGAAGCCGGGAAGCGGAGACAGAAGGGAUAUGGUGGAGUGGAGGAGGCAGUGAAUGCUCAUAUGUCCUUCUGCAGGAAGUUCAAGUCAAAUCCUGCAGUCCAGGUGGCCGAUGGGAUGAGGCAGAUGCUGCGAAGAAGGUCGGGAGAGAUGUCUGCGGCCUCAGCUGCAUCGGCGAAGAAGUUUGGGACGUCAGAGGGCACUUCGCAGGCCACUGAGAAAGUAAAGGGGCUAGAGCUUUAAAAUGUGGAGGGAGAUAUAGAUCAGUAUCUAUCAGUCCACAAGCAAGAGGAUUUUGAGUUUCUUGGAAGUACACAAACCGAUUCUCCAGCAUCUGUUUUUGCCUUUGGUGCUAUGCAGAACUGCAGUGAUCCAAAAUUUUAUUUCGUAUGACAGAAAACAUCGAAUGCUGGUAACAUAAAACAAUUUUAUUUUUCGAGACAAGUUGUUGUAGAAGAACUGAGCAUAGCUCUGAUGAUACAUAAUUUUAUUAAUUAACAAAGACAUGGUAUAGAUUUUUAUUUAUUCAUUUCUUAUAUUUUUUUUGUCAUUAUCUUUGAAGAAGUUGUCUCUUUGCUUAUCCUGCAUCAGGUUAGUAACAAAGCCAUUCAACAUGUCUUUGUAAA
Messenger RNA from Phoenix dactylifera (date palm), 992 nucleotides. RefSeq lists its product as uncharacterized. The record is from RefSeq and is a predicted model, not a curated record. Lineage: Eukaryota; Viridiplantae; Streptophyta; Magnoliopsida; Arecales; Arecaceae.